Molecule: messenger RNA, 665 nt
Organism: Mycena citricolor
Lineage: Eukaryota; Fungi; Basidiomycota; Agaricomycetes; Agaricales; Mycenaceae
Source: the annotation of a GenBank genome assembly
AACUUUUGACGCUCACCACCCCAAUGAGCACAACCUCCAAGCAGGCGGCCGCGCCGCAAGCCGUCCCGCACGUUCCUGAGAUCGGGACGACGAGUGCGCCUCUUAAGAGCGCAGCUUUCUUCAUCGGCGCCCACUGCAAGGAAUACAAUGAGGACUUCAUGCUUUGCAAGGCGGAGAACGGCGACCCGGCACACUGCUUGAAAGAGGGGAGGCGCGUCACACGGUGUGCGACCAAGGUGAUCAACAAGAUGCGGGAGAACUGUCUCAAGCAGUUUGAAGAGCACUGGAACUGUCUCGAGCUGAACAAUCAGGAGUACUACCGGUGUCGGCCCGCUGAGCGGUCGCUGAACAGCUGUGUAUUCGACAAACUGGGUCUUACCAAGACGAUCCCGGGCACUCCAGAAGGCCGGCAGCAGAUACAUGAGAUAGAAAACCCGGUGCUCAAACGCCAGCAGAAGUGAUUUAGAGAGAGAGACUGGCCCCUUUGUAUAUCUUCGCGCGCAAGCUAAUUGACCACGCGACAUGCGGAUUGGCCUUCCUCUUGCCGUCAGGCUGCUGGAGGGAGGGCUCGAUCUGGCCCUCCUGGUCGAUGCGGUUCGACAGCAAGAGUUACAAUACCAGUACAUGAGCGCAAAAAUACAAGCAACAGACGAGAUUUCAGUAGA